Molecule: messenger RNA, 3242 nt
Organism: Physella acuta
Lineage: Eukaryota; Metazoa; Mollusca; Gastropoda; Physidae
Product: proline-rich transmembrane protein 1-like
Cellular component (GO): membrane
Source: RefSeq, a predicted model, not a curated record
CAAGAAGGUGCGCAAUACCCCCCUCAAGAAGGUGCGCAGUACCCCCCUCAAGAAGGUGCGCAAUACCCCCCUCAAGAAGGUGCGCAAUACCCCCCUCAAGCCUAUCCAGCUGGAGAAACAACAUACCCCAAUUACGCAAAUUACUCAAAUUACCCCAAUUACCCAAAUUACCCCAAUUACCCCAAUUACCCCAUUGGGUCUCAACAGGGACAGUCUCAACAGACAUCAAACACUGUUGUGGUGACGCAGCCUACAGGAAAUGAUUCAGUAGUAACUGUCCCUGCGCCAACAGAUCAUAUGUGUGCGGCCAUAAUUGUCACCUUCUGCUGUUUCUGGCCAACUGGAAUUGUGGCCAUUAUUAAGGCCAUUGACGCAAGAAAUGCCCUGGCUCGUGGAGACCUAGCGUCUGCUGAAGUUGACUCAAGAUCUGCCAGAAGUUUGAUCAUCAUCAGUGUUGUGAUUGGCAUAGUUGCUGUAAUCAUUUUGUUGGUGAUUUUGAUUACAGGAUUGGCGUAGCUAGGAUUUUCGGGCCCCUAUUGCAAAAAUUAUCAAUGGGCCCCUUCGUUAGAAAUCGACUGCAACUUGCGAGGGAGGAGUUUUUCCAAUAAAAUAACUAAUCUGCACAUUAUGUAUUGUACACGUCCUGAUUGAGUAUGUAUACCGUACUGUGUUAUUAUGUACUACCCCGUAACGUAAAGUGUAUUUGAUUUUAUAUCACUAGUAUGUAAAAAGAAGGAAAUUAACUGUAAGCCUGUAAUAUAAAAGUAACUAAACACAGUAAUGUCACAAGGCGGGAGAAGUUCGGUCAAAAGUACGUUCUAUCUAGUUAAGAUAGUUUUAAAAAUAAGGAGCGUGGGGUGACACCCCACCAAAAGCGCUAAAUUAUUGGAGGAAGUGGACGAUGGGGUGACAGCUCCAGUAUACGCACAGGUUAGCACGCGACCUUAUGACGCCAAUAACCAAACACCAUUUUUUAAAAAAAAGUCGAGGCCUGCCUGGCUUAUGGGAGUCCAACUCCUGAGCCGGUAUUCCGUGUCAUUUGAGUUCGACUUAUAGGAAGGCUACUACUAAAUCGACUAAGGUGUCCUAUUGCACCUCGGCAGUCAAAGGUUAGCGCCCUGAGUUACCCAGCGGCUACCUUAAUGCACGGGAUCCGUUGAUUGAAUCAGGUGUAUUACUUUAUUCAACGGCCAUACUGAAACAGGGGCGGCCUUCGACGGCCCUGGCUUAGUAAUGACACUAGACACAAGAGUACCCUACACUACGGAAACGGUUAGCCUCUACAUUCGAUGAUUAAACCGAAACAGGGGUUGCGCCCGGCUACAUACGGUUGUGUAACCGGUCACUUCCGCGUUUCUCCUGACACCAGGGCCGUCGCCGAAAGGUGUUCAACCUCACUCAUACGGAGGAUAAUUAACGUAAACUCAAGGAUUUCAUACAGCACGCCCAAUGUCAUCUGAGCGGUAUUGUGGGUAUUGUGGGGAGCCCAGCAACAAAGAUCCGAGAAAUAUAGCACCUGUGUCGUUUACAUUUUAACUAUCUCAGUUUUAGAAAAUAAAAAUACACAAUUGGUAUCACAUUCAUAAAACCCUUAUAAAUUUUUUGUCACCCUGGUAUAUGGGACUAAGUCGCAGCAACGCUGACGUCUACGCAAGUUCCGUAUCAAAUUCUUUAACAUUCCGUGGUGAUCGGGAACAAAUUGUAGAUAUGCCUUUUGGGUCAGUAACUUGGCCAUUCUUAGUAUCGAACAUACAGAAGCAGCUUAAAUGGAUCUCAAAGAACGUAUUAAUUUUUUUGCAAAAUUAAAAACAUGAAAAAACAAAUCUAAAUAAAAUCAUACAUUGCUACUAACCUCAACUGACAGAAAAAAUUUGAAAGUUUUCGCCGUUUUACACCUCCCUACUUUAUCAUACCUAUACGGAGAAAAAAGAAUGCGUUGUAAUUGUACACAAUCUAAAUCGAGAUUUUUGACAAAGUUUGAUGUUUUCAACCUUUUGGAGUCGGAAAAACUUAGUUUUGCAAUGCCGCCCCUCUCUCUCUUUGUGUGUAUGUUUGUUUGUCUGUGUGAGUAUGUGUGUGUGUGUGUGUGUGUCUGUGUGUGUGUGUAAUUGUAAACACGAUAUUUUAAGUACCGUUUAAUUUAAGUUGACGAUAUUUCAUAUGUAAUUAUUAUUUUAAAUUUCUAGGUUUUUUUUCCAACAACUUUUGGACGUUUUACAUUAACCGAAAGUGGCAGGCUACUAACUAUACUUUCUCAAAUGUCAAUAACUAGAGCAUUGUUUAAGUUAGGUGGACGCAAUAUCGUAUGUAAAUAUUACAAUGUAUGCGCAGAUUUCUUUCAACUUUUGAACGAUUUCCUGUAACUGGAGCUGGUACUUAUAUCAGCGUAAACACAAUAACUUGAGCACUAGUUUCAGUUAAGUAGACAAAAUUUCACCUAUAAGAAUAAGACUCAAUUUUAAUUUUGAGUGACUUCCGAUAAAAUGAAGUGUUACUUUAUUUUUAUCUGGUUUCUAAAAUAUCGAUAAUUUGAGAAACCUUUCAAUUUGGUGAGCGCAAUAAUUUGUAUACAUAAGUAAAAAAUAUCUUAUUCUCUUGAUUUUGAAAUUUUUUGGUGAUUAUUGAAGACCGGAAGUAGUACUUGACGCUAUUUCCUAUUUCUCUAAAAAAAAGUUUACUUCUACCGGAUCCAUUUGUUUCAAAUUUUUCACGCAGGUAAAGACUCGAUGACAAUGCACUUUGACAUCAAAUGUGACUUAAUUAGAUGUUUAAUUAACUUUACAAAAAUAAAUUGAUGUUUCCUUUAUAAACGUGAGCGGGUGAAUGGAUGAUUUAUUUUCUAUUAUAUUUUUGUGUGCGAAUCUAUGCGUGAAUGGUCAACUGGAAAGCGGCUACGGGGGUUCCCCUUCCGGCCAAAGCGGGUAUACAAACCGACUGACCGCUCGGAUAUUUUUUUCUUUUGACCCGAGUCGAGAAUGUAGAUCUGGUCACUUUCUAUGUGGGCGCUUGGCGCACCUCUUGCGAGGAGUGAGGUUGCUUUGCAACUUGGCUGGGUGUUUUGUAUGUAUUGUUUUGUUGUUGUUUUGUCUAUAUGACGUGUGAUUGGUGCGGAUAUUAGAUGGCGUUUCGGUUGCCGUAAGGGAUAGGAUGGUUGUCUGUGUGUUCAGAGCCUAGACUAUCCGAGGCAUCGAAGCUACAUAAUAUUCCAUCGAGCGUUGUGUGUUUUGUUUGUUUAGUGUUUG